Diachasmimorpha longicaudata is the source of this 3958-nucleotide messenger RNA. RefSeq lists its product as uncharacterized. The record is from RefSeq and is a predicted model, not a curated record. Gene Ontology annotation, molecular function: beta-glucosidase activity. Lineage: Eukaryota; Metazoa; Arthropoda; Insecta; Hymenoptera; Braconidae. The transcript has 16 exons. Bases 164 to 3571 code for a protein of 1135 amino acids. Gene Ontology annotation, biological process: carbohydrate metabolic process.
UAUCCAUAGCAAUCAUUCAGAUAUUCGUUAAUGAUAAUAUGUUGAUAAGAGAUCAAAUGUUUAUCUCGAUUGAGUUACGGAUAAAAGGAUUUCAGUCACUCAGUCUCCGGUCUAAGUGGCAGAUGCACUGAAACAUUCAAGUUCACUGAAGGCUGUGAUCGACAUGACGGCUUUCCUUGUGGCAGUUCAAAUUUUGUACUUGACGAGCCAAACAUUUGCAGAAGAUGAUAGUUAUCUACAGAUUCCUAAAGGUUUUUCAAUCGGAGCUGCAACAUCGGCUUAUCAAGUCGAAGGUGCGUGGAAUGUGAGUGAUAAAUCUGAGAGCGUCUGGGAUCGGCGAAUUCACACAAACAUCUCCUACUACGGUAAUGGAGAUAGUGGAGAUGUAGCGGCUGAUUCUUACCACAAGUAUAAAGAAGAUGUGCAAAUAAUUAAGAGGAUUGGUCUGGACCAUUAUCGAUUCUCCAUAAGUUGGUCAAGGGUUUUGCCGACCGGAUUCCCGGAUAAAGUCAGUAAGGAUGGAAUCCAGUACUACAAGAAUCUCAUUGAUGAACUGCUGGCUCAUGGAAUAGUCCCAUUCGUAACUAUCUUUCAUUUUGACGAUGUCCAAUCGUUGGCUGAGAAGACAGGGGGAUGGACUAAUGAAUCAAUGGUUGAAUACUUUGGGGAUUACGCGAGGGUUAUAUUCCGAGAGCUCGGGCCAAAAGUCAAAUUCUGGACAACUAUCAAUGAGUUGAACAUCUACUGCGAGGAGAACUUCUACGUGAAUGAGAGUGAACCAAACACAGCGUAUACAAUCCGUUAUAGUUGUAUCCACAAUCUCCUGAAAGGACACGCACGUGCUUAUCAUAUUUACAACGACGAAUUUCGAGCAACGCAAGGCGGCCAAGUUGGGAUAAUCGUGCACGGCUCUCAUCAUCUACCAGUUUCCGCUAAUGAUACGACGAGUGAAAAAAUUGCAUUUGACUUUGAAACUGGGUGGAUAAUGCAUCCCAUAUUUUCAAAAGAGGGUGACUACCCAGAAGUUAUGAAAACGAGAAUUGCCGAGAACAGCAAGGCCGAAGGGCUGCCAUCUUCGAGAUUACCAGAAUUUUCCCCCGAAUGGGUGCAGUACAUCAAAGGAACUUCUGAUUACCUCGGUUUGAAUCAUUAUGUGUCAUAUAUGGUGGAACCAGCGCCCAAGUCUGAUGGAAGAUGGUACGAUGAUACGGGUCUUAAAAAGACUGAUAACCCCAAGUGGAAUUAUACCAUCUCCGGAUUUCCCAUAUUCCCGAAAGGCAUCGGAGCGGUUCUGAGAGAGAUAAAGUUAUCGUACAAUAAUCCGCCAGUUUACAUAUUAGAAAAUGGAAUGGCGACAAGAUCAGGAAUUAAUGAUACGGAUAGAAUUUCAUUUUUGUAUUCCUUCAUGAAGGAAGUGCUGUUAGCUAUUCGUGAUGGAUGUAACGUGAGAUCGUAUACUAUUUGGAGUUUGUUUGAUAAUUUCGAGUGGUAUGUUGGAUAUUCACAACCGUUUGGGAUAGUCCACGUGGAUUUCAAAGAUCCUAAUCGCACGAGAACUCUCAAGCUGUCGAGUCACUGGUUGGCUAAAGUUCUGGAAGAAAGAAAGCUCAUACCAUAUAAGGAUAUGGUUGCAAACCCUAAAAAUGGUUCUGGCUCGUUGCACGGAAAGAACGCCCUUUAUCGGUUGGAAGUUUUGUUCACACUUGCAGUCGUGUUCACAUUGCGUAGAAUUUUAGUAUCCAGGAACAAAUUCACGUUUAGUCCAAUAUAUUUUCCAGUGCUGAUAAUGAUUUUUUUCCUGAUUUGGCUAAUGGUUUUUUUCCGUUUUGCCCCGCGGAAUUUUACCCAGAAAUUUCACUCCGGGGGAAGUGGUCGAUGCAUCAGGCUGAUAACGACUGAUAUUUUUAAUCUCACGAGAGUUGAGGAUAAAGAGAUUUUUGGUAUUGAAUUCACGGUCUCGGUAUCACAAGUAUUAAAGUCAACCAGAGUUAUAUUAUAUAAUGGGUCACGAAGCUUCGUACUGGUGCUACAAAUGUCACCGACACUUCACGAACAAAUAUUCGCAGGACAUGCGGGUCAUUUUGCUAUUCCCGAAGGGCUUUCUAUCGGAGCUGCAACAUCCGCUUACCAAAUCGAAGGGGCAUGGAAUGUAAGUGAUAAAUCGGAAAGUAUAUGGGAUCGGCGAACUCAUACUAAUCCAUCUCAUUACAACGGAGGAGAUAAUGGAGAUGUAGCAGCUGAUUCCUAUCACAAAUAUAAAGAAGAUGUGCAGAUACUUAAGAAUAUAGGCGUGAAUCAUUAUCGAUUUUCUAUAAGUUGGUCACGAAUAUUACCGAGUGGAACACCAAACAUAAUUAGUCAAGAUGGAGUACAGUACUAUAAUAAUCUUAUUGAUGAACUGCUGGCCAAUGGAAUUGUUCCAUAUGUUACGAUGCUCCAUUUUGACGACGUGCAAUCCUUGAUUGAAAAAACAGGGGGAUGGACCAAUGAAUCAAUGGUUGAACAUUUUGCUGAUUAUGCUAGAGUUCUGUUCAAUCAAUUGGGAUCCAAAGUGAAAUUUUGGUCUACUAUCAAUGAGUUGGAUGUUUACUGCAUGUACAUUUUUUUUACUAAUGAGACUGAAGCAAAUACAGCAUAUUCAGCUCGUUAUUCUUGCGUACAUAAUCUUCUGAAAGCACAUGCACGGGCGUAUCAUAUUUAUAACGAAGAGUUUAGGCCAACACAAGGAGGUCAAGUCGGAUUGAUCAUGAGUGGUGUGAAUCAUAUUCCGAUAUCUUCGGAUGAUUUGGAGAGCGCGAAAAUUGGAUUUGACUUCGAUAUUGGAUGGAUUAUGCAUCCAAUAUUUUCCAUGGAAGGUGACUAUCCACCGGUGAUGAGACUGAGAGUUGCAGAGAACAGCAAAGCAGAGGGUUUGACAAAGUCAAGGCUACCAGAAUUUUCGGCUGAUUGGGUUAAUUAUAUCAAAGGUUCUGCUGACUACUUGGGUUUAAAUCAUUACGUAUCUUAUAUGGUGGAACCAACUCCGAAAAUUAACGGAAGAUGGUACGAUGAUUCUGGCCUGAUAAAAACCGAUCACCCCCACUGGCAAUUUACUACCAACGGAUUUUCAAUAGUCCCCGAAGGCAUUGGAGCAGUUCUAAGACAGAUAAGAGAUGCCUUCGACAAUCCACCUGUCCACAUAUUGGAGAAUGGAAUGGCUGGGAGCUCUGAACUCGAUGACGCCGAUAGGAUUUCAUACUUGUAUUCUUUCAUGAAGGAAGUGUUUCUGGCUGUCCAUGAUGGGUGUGACGUGCGGUCGUACACCGUUUGGAGUCUGUUGGAUAAUUUUGAAUGGGUUGAUGGAUAUUCGCAACGUUUUGGACUUGUCCAUGUAGAUUUUAAUGACCCGGACCGCCCACGCACCCCCAAGCGUUCUAGUCUAUGGCUAAAGAAAGUAAUCAAGGAGGGACGAUUGAUACCCUUCGUGGAUACCUCCUUCGACUGCGAGAAUAAUCAAAAUUUCACCAAAAUUAAUCAGCUGUAUUGCCAAUCAGAUUACCCGCAAAGUCAACAUUGUUUUGCAUUCCCAUGAAUGAACUUUUCAAUUUAUUGAAUUAAAAUUCAUUAACUGGUUGUCUUUAAAUGUCUGCAAUGUCCUAUCAACUUUGAAAAAUGGAAAAGGGUGAAUGUGGAAUCCCAGUGAUAUUUAAUACAUGAGAAGACAUUUUUUAAAAACCACCCUUGUGCUAACACCGGUCAUUUCACCGAGGAAAAUCCGAUUUUCAUUUACUGUUACCAAGACUCGCAAAUAAUUUUACUUUUACGGCUUCAUAUUUUUUACAGGCCGUGGAUUACGAUAUUUUCUACUACUUCAACUAUUAUUUAUUGCUAUAUCUGAAAGGAAAAUUAAAAAUUAUGUAAUUACAGCGUCAAAUUAAUGUACUCAAUUCUGACAUAAAAUACAUUCAAUUUACCGACA